AUCCCCUAAUUAAUUUCUCAAUCUGACUCCAAUCCAAAACAAAACCAGAAGAAAAAAAACAAAGAACAAAAUGGAUGUCCCGUUUCUAAACAAGAAUUUUUCAUCUUCAUCUUCUUCAAAUUCAAAUUCAUCAUCAUGGGGGCCUUCUUAUCACCAAAACCCUAGAACCAUAUCUUUCAGAGCCACCAGUAUCGCAAACAACUAUUACGACGUUGACGAGGAAGAGGAAGAGGAAGAGGAAGAGGAAGAAGAAGAGGAAGAGAAGCCACUUUCUGCCAUCAUCUUAUCCUCCUCAUUCUCCUCCACAUCAUUCACGGCUGACGGCAUAGAAGAGCUGCCAGAGACCGAGUCCAUAGAGAAUGUGAUCAAAGGUAUUAAACCAUCAGAAAGACUCAUUUUCGAACGAACAGGAAAAUCCAAAUCGAUACUCGAAGAGAUGAGGAACAAGGAUUCAUGCUCUUAUACUUGGAAUCAAUCCACCUUUUCUACAAUUUCAAAUGAUUCAUGGUGGAGAUGGUUGAGGUACACACCCAUCAUCACAGCUAGAGAAGCCUCAAAAUGUAUCAUGAAGACGACCAAAUAGAUAAAUGACAUGUACAAGCUUGAUACGUCGUAAUCUUGCAUGCACAAUUGACGUUUGUGUGAGAAUCUACAAGAGUUGCGUCUAGAGAGAUUGCAUAUACGGACCCAAUAGAUCUUUUCGGAGGUUUCAUCUCAUGCCAUAUGAACAGUUAGUAUACUCGUGAGCUCUUCUUCUUUAUUUGCUUCCAGUGCGUGUGACUCAUGCUGGUAAUAUAUUUUUAAAUUGAUCU
Messenger RNA from Brassica oleracea var. oleracea, 812 nucleotides. Its product is annotated as transcription repressor OFP18. Bases 71 to 583 code for a protein of 170 amino acids. The transcript has a single exon. NCBI's taxonomy places the organism in Eukaryota, Viridiplantae, Streptophyta, Magnoliopsida, Brassicales, Brassicaceae. The record is from RefSeq and is a predicted model, not a curated record.